AGGUCAGGUAAGGGUGCCAUCCACAUGUGGAACCUGAACACCAGGAGGGCCGAGACGGUUGUAGAAGGGCAUUCUGGGAACUCAGUCGUGUGGGUCAACACACUGCGGGGGACAGACACUCUCAUCAGUCAGGGACGGGACAUGCGAGUGUGUCUGUGGGAUCUGAGUGAGGGUCGCAGGGCGGUGCUGGACUCGCUGUGGACCGGCAGCGUUGGGUUCUGUCAGUGCUCGCUGCUGGAGAUGAGUACCGGGACACAUCUGCUGGCCUUCGCUGGACAACAGACCGAAGAGGUUAGACAUCAGCAAUGAAACUCUAAAUUGUCUUUG
This is a messenger RNA of Notothenia coriiceps (black rockcod), 327 nucleotides long. RefSeq names its product guanine nucleotide-binding protein subunit beta-like protein 1. The transcript has 2 exons. NCBI's taxonomy places the organism in Eukaryota, Metazoa, Chordata, Actinopteri, Perciformes, Nototheniidae. The coding region runs from base 25 to 309 and encodes 94 amino acids. The record is from RefSeq and is a predicted model, not a curated record. Gene Ontology annotation, molecular function: protein binding.